Neurospora tetrasperma FGSC 2508 is the source of this 992-nucleotide messenger RNA. RefSeq lists its product as uncharacterized. Gene Ontology annotation, cellular component: endoplasmic reticulum membrane. Gene Ontology annotation, biological process: protein insertion into ER membrane. Gene Ontology annotation, molecular function: protein folding chaperone. The record is from RefSeq and is a predicted model, not a curated record. Bases 44 to 391 code for a protein of 115 amino acids. The transcript is spliced from 4 exons. NCBI's taxonomy places the organism in Eukaryota, Fungi, Ascomycota, Sordariomycetes, Sordariales, Sordariaceae.
UUCCGAGACUGGCUUCAAUUUCCAUUGUUUAUACUCAUUCAAAAUGUCUUCCCAGAAGGAUAUGCGUAGGGCGGACCUGAUUAUCCCCUAUCAGGAACCGGCCGCGAAGACCGACGCCCCCGAAUUCCAGUCGACUCUCUCGUCCACAUUGCCCAUGGCUGCUAUCUUCAUGCGCAACCGCUACAUUGGAUGGGCUGCUGUCGUCUUUGCCGUCCAGAGCUGGCUCGGCGAGAGCGAAGACACCAAGAAGAGCACCAGCACACCCGGAUACUUCUCCGUGGGCAUGUCGUUGAUGUCUCUCGCCGUCACCUACCUCCCGCUCUUCCUGCCUCCGCCACCGGGCAUGCAACAAGGCAGCGCCACCGACGCCGCUCCUCCCGUCCCUGCCUAAAGUGUCAGCUUCUCUGAUAACAGAGGGUCCUUUCGUAACGCUGAAGACAAACGAACAAUCUCGUCUUCUGGAACGAUAGUCUUCCCAACACCAAAAUCUUUAAACUUGGGCGAACUAUCUCCACGAGCGAUGCCACUGGAGAGCCUCAUACGCCGUUGAGAGACCCGGAACAUACGAAAAUUUUCUGUACACCAUAUGUAAUACCCGAUUAAUUCCGAAGAUGGUAAUGAUAUUAUUAACGACAAGAAAAGGGAGGAUGAGGCUCAGGUAAAGGGUGUCCAUUUUAUUCACAAAGACUGGAUCCCGGGGGUCAGAGGAUUAGAGGAGUACUCGGCUAAGUGCUCCAGUCUGAUAUUCGUCGCUUCCUAGCUUUGAUGAGUCGUACGACAGGCAUGGGCCAAGGCUGUUACGAUCUUUCGAUGAUAAUGAGCUAAACGCUGCAUUAAGUUCGUUCUUGGGUACGUUAAAUGGGUUGAAGAAAGGAUGAAGACGGCGUUUUUGCUGCUGGCUCAGGACACGGCCCAAAGGAUUACGUCCUGGUUAGCCCCCUUUCUAGAAGAUUUGGUCAGUACAAGUCAGUUGUACAUCACUAUCACUUACU